Molecule: messenger RNA, 582 nt
Organism: Telopea speciosissima
Lineage: Eukaryota; Viridiplantae; Streptophyta; Magnoliopsida; Proteales; Proteaceae
Product: calcium-binding protein CML37-like
Exons: 1
Coding region: 118-582 (154 amino acids)
Molecular function (GO): calcium ion binding
Source: RefSeq, a predicted model, not a curated record
CUGUUGUCUCUACUAAUUCAAGUACCCUUUUCUUUCUCUUUAACUCUCCUUCUAUUGCUGUUGUUAUCUUUCUUUCUCAAGUCAAACCCUAGUUCCUAAAAUUUCAAGCUUACAGAGAUGAUCAUGAGAAAGGUCGAGAAGCGUUCUCUAUCUGCGAAUCCAGAUUGCAGCUACCUCGAACGGGUGUUCCGGUACUUCGAUGAGGAUGGUGACGGCAAGAUAUCGCCGACGGAAUUACAAAGUUGUGUGAGUACUGUCGGUGGCGAGCUGUCUGCCGAAGAGGCAGUGGUGGUGGUGGGAUCGUCAGACUCGGACGGCGACGGGUUGCUUGGGUUCAAUGAUUUUGCGAGGUUGAUGGAAGGGAAUGGAGAAGAGGUGGAGGAUGAUUUGAGGGAGGCAUUUGGGAUGUAUACGAUGGAUGGGUGUGAUUUUAUAACUGCCAAGAGCUUGAAGAGGAUGUUGAAUCGACUCGGUGAGUCAAGAACGAUCCGUGAAUGUAAGGGAAUGAUUAGUGUCUACGAUUUGAAUGGGGAUAGCGUGCUUACCUUCGAAGAAUUCAAAGCUAUGAUGCGUUUUGAUUAA